UUUACCUGUAAAUUGAAGCAUGAAGUUGUUCAUGUUAGAUUUUCUUUUGGUUUUGUAUGGGUUUUUGUCUUUGCUUCGGUAUGGAUUGUCCUUUUAAUUUGAUAAAAAAAAUACAUAUAACACAGGCAACUGAACUCAAUAACUGCUACAGUGGUCUGUUGUUGUUGCUAUUUGCGGCCCUGAAGCUCUGCUAUAUGCGUGAAUCGCCUCUCGCACCUUAUUUGCAGUGAAUAACGGUUUUGGUGGGUGCCGUUAACGUGAAAUAGCGGCGUCUAUACCGUGACCCAUCCUCUAUCUGAAUCUUGUUACUUUGAGAUCUGUAGAAGAAAGCUACCGUAAUCAUAACUCCAAUGGUUAGAUUCGACAAUGAGAUAUCUUCCUCAUCCUUCUCAUCAUCUUCUUCUAUUUCUGGAAGGAAAUAUGACGUUUUCUUGAGUUUUAGAGGUGAGGAUACACGAAAGAACUUCACAGACCAUCUAUGUUCUGCUUUAAAAAGGGAGGGAAUCGUCACUUUCAGAGAUGAUGAAAACCUUGAGGUAGGUGAAGCCAUCGCACCAGAGCUCUUUAAAGCAAUUCAAGAAUCAUGGUCCUCAAUAAUCGUUUUCUCGGAAACAUAUGCUUCUUCCAGAUGGUGUCUGGAAGAGCUUUCCGAAAUUAUUAAACAAAAAAACGAGAGGGGACACAAAGUAUUCCCAAUUUUCUAUGAUGUGGAUCCAUCUGAGCUACGAGGACAGAAAGGGAAAGUUGAAGAAGCUUUUGCUAAGCAUGGAGAAAAAUUUAAAGAGGAAGCAGUAAGGUGGCGAACCGUUUUAACUGAAGUGGCUAACAUGACGGGAUGGCACUUAAAUAACAGGCAUGAAUCAGAACUUGUUAGAGAUAUCGUUAAAAAGAUAUCAACAAAAUUACGUCAAACAUUUUCAAGUGCUCCUAAAUCUACAUGA
Molecule: messenger RNA, 941 nt
Organism: Durio zibethinus
Lineage: Eukaryota; Viridiplantae; Streptophyta; Magnoliopsida; Malvales; Malvaceae
Source: RefSeq, a predicted model, not a curated record